AUGGAAUAUCCAGACCGAGAGGUUGUGUGCAUCGUACAUGACGGAAGCAAAGACGGUAAACUGAACCUAUCAGCAAUCAAGUCAUUUUCCAUCAAUGUUCUUGUCAACAACGUCGGCAUUGGUCCAAUGAAAGAGCUUGGACAAUUUUCAAGUACGGAAAUCGAUGAAACAGUAACAUUGAACGUACUAUUUCCGACGCAUCUAACUCAUUCCAUACUUGCACAACUUUCACGACCGUCUCUUAUCCUCAAUGUUUCUUCAUGGGCCGGAAUACAACCACCGCCUUAUCUUACAGUGUAUGCAGGCACCAAAGCGUAUAAUAAUGCAUUUUCAAACUCCCUCUCUAGAGAGGUUGAUGACUCAAUGGAGAUAAUCUCGUUGAUUGUUGGAAGUGUGCAUAGUGCUGGAAAUCGGGCACCGAUCACUUUUUUUAGACCGAGUAGCACGGUAUUUGCCAAACACGUCUUGUCGAUUGUUGGAUGUGGUCGAAAGAGCGUAAUGCCGUACUGGCCACAUGCUGUGCAGACGUAUUUGCUAUCAUGGUUACCGGGUUGGUUGAUUGAUAAAGCUAUGAAAAAGGCCAUGGAAGGUCCACUCAAGCAACAUAAACGGGAGUAA
Molecule: messenger RNA, 618 nt
Organism: Didymodactylos carnosus
Lineage: Eukaryota; Metazoa; Rotifera; Eurotatoria; Philodinida; Philodinidae
Source: the annotation of a GenBank genome assembly